Messenger RNA from Drosophila obscura, 1513 nucleotides. RefSeq names its product microspherule protein 1-like. The record is from RefSeq and is a predicted model, not a curated record. NCBI's taxonomy places the organism in Eukaryota, Metazoa, Arthropoda, Insecta, Diptera, Drosophilidae. Bases 279 to 1442 code for a protein of 387 amino acids. Gene Ontology annotation, molecular function: protein binding; G-quadruplex RNA binding. Gene Ontology annotation, cellular component: Ino80 complex; NSL complex; MLL1 complex. Gene Ontology annotation, biological process: positive regulation of transcription by RNA polymerase II. The transcript has 3 exons.
GGCAUAGCGAAAGAAAAUAUCAGUUGAAUCACAUCGGAAAGUUGAAUCACAUCGAAAAGUAACAAAGAAAGUUCCAGCCAAAAAUAAAUUAAUUUGAGUUGGAAAAACGAACCCGAAACGCAGCAAAAUAAAACGUUCGCUGCUUAGAAAAAAUAUCUCCAGCGUUGGUAGCUCAUUCGACUAUCCUGUUAGUCCUAAUUUCCAGUAUAACUUUUGAGUUUCCCCACUCAAGCGACUCAUCGAAUACUCAGCUCUUUCAGUACAUCCUCACCUGGGACAUGGAUCGUCCGACCAAGCCAGAAAUGGGAUUUCGUCGAGAAAGCUCGAUUCCGACGCCCAUUUUUGGGCCCAAAGAAGAACCCGAGGAGCCGCAGGAUUCACAAGAAGCCCAACCAAUUGGAUUCAGCUUAAAGAAAAGGGGUGGUUCAUUGACGAUCAGCCGCUGGAAGCCCAUUGACGACUUGGCUCUGAUGAUUGGCGUAGAGCAGACCAACGAUUUGUGCAUUGUGCACAGUGCCACGAAAUUCUCGUGCAACUUCACGCUGCAGGAGGUGCAGCAACGCUGGUGUGCGCUGCUGUACGCCCCGUGCCAGUCCCGUUUGGCCCUCACGGCCAUUGGGAAUCUGCACCCGGAGAUGGUGGAAUCGGUGCACAAGAAGGCGAUCUUCAGCAAGAGGGAGGAGGCUCUGCUGGCCACCUUCAAGUGCACCGACAGUCCCACGCUGGAGCAGUUCCAGGAGCUGCUCGACAAGCAUGCGGCCUGCUUUUGGCGCUCGCGCACCGCCAAGGACCUCAGCGCUCAUUGGCUGCUCAUGCAGAAGUAUUAUCUGCUGCCCGACCAGGUGAUUCCGCUCGAUGGACCGGAUCCCCAUCCGCCGAGCUUCUCCGAUGUCGAGGACGAUAUUUGUGAUGUGGAUCUGGAUGAGCAGCUGGACGAGGCCCUCGAAAAGGAGCUGGAGCUGCAGAAUCGCCGCAACAAGCGUUCCGUUCGCUUGCUGGAGAACGAAAUGUCCCGUCUGUCCGUCCUGGUGGACUCUGGCAUGGGACCGAAUGCGGCCAGCCAGGAGCUGGACAGCGAUACGCUUGCCUGCCUGUGCGGCCAGCAGGUGCGCUACAUGAUGCAGCACAACGAGAUCACAUUCGGCCGCGAUGCCACGGAUUUUUCGGUGGAUGUGGAUCUCUCGCUGGAGGGCCAUGCAGCGAAAAUCUCACGCCACCAGGGCACCAUCAAGCUGCGCAGCAACGGCGACUUCUUCAUCUCCAACGAGGGCAAGCGGGCCAUCUAUGUGAGUGGCAAGCCGCUGCUGCAGGGCCACAAGACGCGUCUGGCCCACAACAAUCUGCUGGAGAUUUGCGGUUUGCGUUUGAAUUUUUUGGUCAAUAGCAAUGCCAUCCAGGCCAUACGACUGGAGAGCUCCAAGCAUACGGAGGCAUUGAAGUAGAUUAAAGAGGAGUGCCCCACGGCUUCCACGGUUUCCCAAUUGCCACAACAAAUAUUUAAUAUAAUAUUUAU